AAAUAACUGUGCAAUAAUGUUCACUUUAAAUGUGUACUGUUUUAUAAAUAAAACUAAAAUUAUAAAUAAUUAAAUUUAGAAUAACCACCUGUUCUCAAACAAUAAGUUCAAUAUUUCACGACAGAGGGCCUGUCAAAUGUAUUAUGUUUCAUAUGACGUUCUUUUGUUUACAAUCAGAAACUAAAUAGUUCAUUGUCAUUCGGUCUAGGUUUUAUGUUUAUGCGUUUGUGACGUGUAAACCGAAUUUGAUUAAUAGAAAAAAGUAUUUAAAAAAAUGGUAACCAAAUUAAAUGUGAAUAUACGAACUCUUUUAUCUAACUGUGAAGAAUUAUCUAAAGAUGAAAAUAAUUACUGGCGACUGCGAAAAUUUAUCAAAUCACUCGAUACCAUGAUAAUUGAAUUGCAAGAAUAUGAAGAUUCAUCAAGUAAUGCUAAAAUACCAGAUUAUGUUAAGAGAUUGGAGAAUUUAAAAUCCAUAACGAACUAUUCAGAGGCAACUACUCAGCUACGUUCUAAAAUUGGUGCAGAAUCUGGCGAUGACGUUAUCAAGGAAGUCAGGCAACUACAAAAUGCAAAGCAAUAUACAGAGUUAAGAAAGGAACUAUUAAAUGAGGACACGCUACGGCGUAGAAAACCAGAUGAUGCACAAACGGCUGAUAAUAUGAACGAAGCGGUUAAGUAUUACAAUGAAGCACAGGAAAAAAUUACAGAGCAUAUGCUUUCACUGACUCGUAAUCUAAAAGAACAGACAGAAACAGCAAAUCGUAUUAUUAAAAAGGAUACCGAAUUAGUGUCCCGUUCAACUGGUAUGGCGGAUCGAAACAUUAGUUCGUUACACAAAGAAACUGAAAAACUAGAAGAUCAUUCACGAAAUGCGUGGAAGUGUUGGAUGUGGAUAAUGAUUAUGUUCGUAAUUUUUGUAUUUAUUGGUAUGGUACUCUUUAUGAAACUAAUGAAAAAGAAAAAAGUUUAAAUUUAUAUCAAUUAUUAGAUUAAUACAAGUGAGUCGUACUAAAAUAUAUUUGUCAUUAAAGCAAUAAAUUCAUGUUAAGUGUUUAUAGAAGAA
Teleopsis dalmanni is the source of this 1066-nucleotide messenger RNA. Its product is annotated as vesicle transport protein USE1-like. The transcript is spliced from 3 exons. The record is from RefSeq and is a predicted model, not a curated record. Bases 275 to 973 code for a protein of 232 amino acids. Gene Ontology annotation, molecular function: SNAP receptor activity. Gene Ontology annotation, biological process: retrograde vesicle-mediated transport, Golgi to endoplasmic reticulum. Gene Ontology annotation, cellular component: endoplasmic reticulum; SNARE complex. Lineage: Eukaryota; Metazoa; Arthropoda; Insecta; Diptera; Diopsidae.